Anoplophora glabripennis (Asian longhorned beetle) is the source of this 4226-nucleotide messenger RNA. RefSeq lists its product as uncharacterized. The record is from RefSeq and is a predicted model, not a curated record. Gene Ontology annotation, molecular function: zinc ion binding; nucleic acid binding. The coding region runs from base 129 to 4070 and encodes 1313 amino acids. The transcript is spliced from 5 exons. NCBI's taxonomy places the organism in Eukaryota, Metazoa, Arthropoda, Insecta, Coleoptera, Cerambycidae.
GAUAAAGAAGUUGACAAAUUUUAAGAAAUUUUUCAUUGUUGGAUAACCUCUAAGAAUUGUAAUUAUAUUAAACUCGACAUAAAUUGUUGCAACUUCAAAUAUUCCAAUUUUUGCAUAGACUUUAAAUAAUGUAUUACGAUGAUGUAGAUCUGGAAGAUAUAGAAUGUAGACUGUACAGUCAAGUUUACCACUCUAGUACCGAAAAUGAAGAGAAUAUACCUUCUGAAUCAAUUAUAACUUGCACUGCUCAUGGUGGCGAAACACGUAAUAAUAACCGCUAUUUUUCUAAGUCAGUGUUUAUUCCGUUUGAAGAAGAAAGCAGAAAUAAUUAUGACAAAACUUGUUCUUCGGUUCACAACAGCAUAUCAGUUAACCGUAAUUCUACUGAUAUAACCACUCAAGGAAAUUUGAGCAGGCAGUUCCAAAACAAUAUUACUGUUAAUCAGUAUACCGUACCAUUACUUAUAAAUCCUGAGCUAAAUGAGACGUUAACCCCUGGAACAUUUUUUAUUCCUUGGACUGUAAAGAAUAAAAAAUACUUGGAUAGAAAGAAUAGGAGAAAGCAAAGGAGGUCAGGAAUUAGAAGACGAAAAAAUAGGGAGAAGAGGAAUGAGAAUAUACACAGCAAAGCCAGAAUCGCUCAAAGAACUGAAGCGACCCAUAUCGUAUACAUUUCUGAUGAUUCUGACGGUGAAUGUGUAGUUGCCAACGAAAUGUGUAAAAAAACUAAUAAUUUUGUAGAGAAAUCGAAGGAUUCUAAUAUGUUAGAAAAUCUAGGAUCUGAAUCUGACGACGAUAUUAUUUACGUUCCGCCACCUCCAACGGAGGUUAUAAACGUAGAUGUCGAUAAUGAAGAAGAAAUUAUUCCUGAAGUUUCUAAAGCUAUUGGGUCUACUACCAUACACGAUUCGUUAACAGAUCCGAUAGACUCGUUGAAUAAUUCAAAUUGCCAGUCAGGUGGUCAAAUUGAGGUAAUAAAUAUUCCAGAAUCCUGCACGUGCAAUGAUUUCUUAGACGCUUCAAGUGUUGAAACUGGUAUAAACAAAUUUAACUUCAGUUUGCACGGUUCUGAUUUCACUAGCACGGGUGAUUUCGUUCGACCGGCAAAUCCGGUAGAUUAUUGCGAAACGGAAAGCAGCUGCAGUACCAACGAUUUCAACAAAGAAAAUAGUUCCGUGAAGACGAUAGUGUUUAAUGAAGUUGAUUUUCCUAAGGAGGAUAUAUUUUCGGACAAAAACUUGGAGGGUUUUAGUACUUACAUAACCCCUAAAAGAAGUGCUUUGAAAAAGUCGAAAGUAUCGUCAAAAUCACCAAGACUUGUUAUCGAUAAUAACGCUUCGUCAUCGAGCAGCUCUGAAAGUGAUUAUGAAUCUUCCGGUGUUAUAAUUAACAGUGCAAGGGUAGGAGACGAAGAGUGUAGUAAAAAGUUACCUACGUUGUCGCCCAUGCAGUGUGGAAUCGUGGGUACUACGAAUCUAAAAUUAAGUAAAAGAAAACCGAUAAAGAAUGCCUAUGAUGAUGCCAAAAAAGAUUCUGGUAAAAGAAAAUCUAACGUAUCUGAAACUGUGGAAUCAGUUAGCGAUAAUGGUGAAGAACCAGACUUAACAAUGAAAUUAGCAAAGAGAAAGAAGAAAGCGUCCGCCAAAAAAAGGAAUUCUAUGGGGCAGUUGGAUAAAAAUAUCGAUAUAGAGGUGGAUAGUGCAAAUUCUGAAAUUAAUAGUGAUGUUAGUGGUGAUAAAAAUUCGAAUAGUGAAGAAAUUGUAGAUUCAAACGUUUUUGGGAAGCCAGGAAAGAAAAGAAGUAAAAAUUCAGCGGAAAAAGUCCCUGAUAAAGAAAAGUCCAUGAAAGAAAAGAGCAAUGCCUCUAAUCGUACAAUUGGUACAAAUAGAGACAGUUUCGAAUUAAUUAAUGAAGACGCAAGUGCAUCCCGUAAGAAAAAAAAGAAAAGUUGCAAUAAAGAUGAAAUAGACACUGGCCCAACGGUUAGUUUAGGUGAAAUUACUCUAGAAAGCAUAAAAAGGAAAAAGAAGAAAAGCUUGUCUUCCGAGAAUCCUGUAAACGAUACAAGUAUGAGCGAAUUAAAUAGAUCGUGUGUAGAAGUUUCUGAUAUAGAUAACACAAACAUAGAAAGUGAACCUUCUAAUAAAAAAAAUAGUUUCGCUGCAGAUAAUAAUAAAAACGCUGCCAGUCCUUCGGGUGUAGUGUCCGAGCACUCGCAAGUAAAAGAAAAACAGGUUCUUUCUAAAAAACAAACCGAUUCUGACGAAACAAUGACAAAACACGAAACUCAAAAUAUUCGAGUAGGUUCUCUAGAAACACGCACCACCACUUCCUUAAUUUCGGCGUCGGUAUCAAUUGCAGAAGGGAACGAAAGUGAUGAAGAAAUUAUAGUUGUUGACGAGGUGAUUUCUCACAAACCCGUUGCAGUCGCGGAAGCUUGUAUCGAAAUUGUGGAGUCGUCCGAUUCGGAAUACGAUUUCACAGAAUUGGAAAACGUAGGGCAAGAUUUGCAACUGGCUAACUGUUCGGUUAAUCGCGGCGAACACUGCGAUAAAAAUCGCCCCACCAGCCGUUACUUUAAGAAUAACAAUAUUUGUGAGGAUUACAGCAAAUUCGACGUCGCCCAGGUUCAAAGCACUCAAUCAGACGAUCCAGAGGCUUGGAAGAUUUCACCCAGCGACCAGCUAAUGUUCUUGAAUCCGAGCGGCAGUAAGGGACCGCGUUGCAACAGGUGCAGGCAAUUCGGGCACGUAGCGGUGAGGUGUACCGAGAAGCCCGACCCUCCCAGUUGUACCCUCUGUGGCUUUUCAGACCACCAAGAACCGAGAUGUCCCAAUAAACGGUGUACUCAAUGCGGCAACGAAGGGGACUAUUCCACGACGUACUGUUGGAAGUGCAUCAGGUUUAGAAACCUGUUUUGCCGAAUCUGCAGCAUGAAAGGUCACAUAGCUAAGAUUUGUCCGGAUUUGUGGAGGCGAUAUCACUUAACGACUCAAGAGGGGCCGAUAGUGGUUUCACAAGAACCGCAGUUAAAGCCCAAGGAUCAGUUGUGGUGCUCGGGUUGCGCCAAGCAAGGCCACCUCGAACACGAGUGCAACUAUUACAACAGGGAAUACCCCCCGAGUAACCCACGUAUUAUCAGUUAUGAGGAUGUUUUACACCAAGCAGGUAGAAAUCGGCUGCGGAAUACCACACCUUCACCGCCUCCCCAGCCAAUAUUGAAUAUUCAGGAGCAACACCACUUUUACAGAAACGUGCCCGCUUUCUCCGGUGUUCCCUCUACCUCGCACACUAUUCCUUACAGCACCCCAGUUUUUAUUCCUCCGUUAAUGCACCAAAUUCCGUAUUUAAACUCGAUUUUUCCGGUUCCCGCACCGAUAGGUCAAAUUCAAACCGUAGUACCAGCGGGCGAUAUAAAUUGUAAUCCCAGUUCGACGAAAGUUCUAAAUCCAUUCUCGGUCCUGGUCAGACAAGACAGGGACUCUCCCAAAAAUGUGGUCCUAGACCAAAUGAUGUCGGCUUACAUGAAUAAUGGCACCAAUAUAAACUUCGUCGGUUCUUACGAAAGCGAGAGCGGCAGAGUUAUUCACCCGCACAUGAUAAAACACGGCGCCGACGAGUUGCUGAGAAACGACCAAAGAAGAGUUCGGCAGAUUAUAAUGUCGACGCCUCCUCACGUAGUGAAACAGUUUUUAAGCAAAGAAUUAGAUCAACUUGAGAAUGUGGUGGGUAAAAGCGACCCUAAAUAUCUGAGAAAGAAGCUGUUUAAGUACGAUAGGUUAUCGCAGAGUAAGAAGGUUUUGGACUGCGGAGUCGUCAAGGAAAAGUGUUUCUGGUACCGUAUAUUGAACAUGUACAUUUUCGGGGUACAUCAGCUUAAGGAUGGCAAAGCGCACAUUGGUUUUAUAAGGAAAUAUCUCUCGGAGCCGAAGCAGAAUAAGUUAGAUUGUCACAGACGCAAGUCCCUUUUAAACGCCUAUAAUUACGUUUUUGACGCCAACCGCCACCUUAACGUAAACUACUACAGGAUUAUUCAACAGCUAAUCGACAAGUACAAUGCGGAAAAUUAAGAAUAGCGAAUAGCUAAGUUUUUGUAUUCCUUAAUAACAUAUUUUGUGUAAUUUUAAAGUAGGAUGGUCUCUUUGGUGUCCAAACUUAAUUCUUUAAUUGUUAAAUUUUUGAAGAUAUAUUACUUAUAAUUUCUUUCAGUAAAAGGUAUUAAUAUA